AUGCGCCCCGAGUCCCUCGUCGAGGUUCUUGACGAUCACCACGUCGACGUAGCGGACGCGGAGAAGAACUUCCACAACUUGGCACGCAAGCUCUCGCACAAGUCGCGGUCUCAGCGGACUCUGCACAACAAUCAUGACAGCACGACCACGGUUGGGGGCGACCCCGAGAUGGGCAAAAGGGACGAAGACGAGGUCUUCGAUCUGCGCGAGUACCUCACGUCCUCAAACGAUGCGCAGCAGGCAGCUGGGAUCAAGCACAAGCAUGUCGGUGUUACCUGGGAGAACCUGCGAGUAGAUGUUGUCGGUGGCGUCAACAGCAAGGUCUACAUCCCUACACUGCUUGACGCCAUCAUUGGUUUCGUCCUGGCCCCUUUGAUGUUCAUCUGGAGCUUCAUCCAACCUCUCUUCCCUGUUGCGAAGACUCAGUACAGGACUAUCUUGCAUGAGUCUUCUGGCGUUUUGAAGCCUGGCGAAAUGUGUCUGGUACUCGGUGCUCCAGGCUCUGGCUGCACUACCUUCCUCAAGGUCAUUGCAAACGAGCGCGGCGAAUACGCGAAAGUUUCGGGCGACGUUCGGUAUGCCGGUAUCGACGCUCACGAGAUGGCGAAGCACUACAAGGGCGAAGUCGUGUACAACGAAGAAGAUGAUGUCCAUCUUCCGACCCUCACCGUUGGUCAGACCCUCGAGUUCGCGUUAUCGACGAAGACCCCUGGCCCUACCGGCCGUCUUCCCGGUGUCUCGCGCCAGCAGUUCAACAACGAGGUCGAGGAUAUGCUCUUGAAGAUGUUGAACAUUCAGCACACGAAGAACACUUUGGUCGGCAACGAAUUCGUCCGCGGCGUUUCCGGUGGCGAGCGCAAGCGUGUCAGCAUCGCCGAGAUGAUGACCACUCGCGCCCGUGUACAGACCUACGAUAACAGCACCCGCGGUCUCGACGCGUCGACGGCACUCGAUUUCGCGAAGUCCCUGCGAGUCAUGACGGACGUCCUGGGCCAGACCGUCUUCGUCUCGCUCUACCAGGCAGGCGAGGGUAUCUACGAGCUCUUUGACAAGGUCAUGGUCCUCGACAAGGGCCGCCAGGUCUACUUCGGUCCCCCGUCUGAGGCACGUCAAUACUUCGAGCAGCUCGGCUACAAGUCGCUUCCUCGUCAGACCUCUGCGGACUACCUCACCGGCUGCACGGAUCCCCACGAACGCCAGUUCGCUCCUGGACGCACCGCUGACGAUAUUCCCUCUACCCCGGAGGACCUCGAGCGCGCCUUCCUCGCCUCCAAGUAUGCGUACGACAUCAAUCGCGAGCGCGAGGAGUACAACGAACACAUGCAGAUCGAGCGCACUGACCAGGAAGCCUUCCGCGCAGCCGUCCUCGCCGACAAGAAGAAGGGCGUGUCAAAGAAGAGCCCGUACACGCUCGGCUACUUCGGCCAGGUCAUGGCGCUCACUAAGCGGCAGUUCUUCUUGCGGAAGCAGGACAUGUUCCAACUGUUCACCAGCUAUACGCUGUUUGCGGUUCUCGGUCUCAUCGUCGGUGGCGCGUAUUUCAACCAGCCCCUCACUUCGAAUGGCGCGUUCACGCGUACAUCGGUCGUCUUCGCCUCGCUGUUCAACAUCUGCUUGGAUGCCUUCGGUGAGAUCCCGACCGCGAUGAUGGGCCGCCCGAUCACCAGGAGGCAGACGAGCUACAGCAUGUACCGCCCCUCUGCGCUGGCGCUGGCCAACACUAUCGCCGACUUCCCGUUCUCUGCGUCGCGUCUGUUCUUGUUCAACGUGAUCAUCUACUUCAUGUCGAACUUGGAUCGCUCCGCGGGCGGCUUCUUCACCUACUACCUGAUCAACCUCGUCGCCUACCUGGCGUUCCAGAGUUGCUUUAGGAUGCAGGCGCUCAUCUUCAAGAGCUUCGACCAUGCGUUCCGGGUUGCCGUCAUUGUCCUGCCCAUCAUGCUCGAGUACUGUGGCUACUUCAUCCCAGUCGAUUCCAUGCCCCGCUGGCUGUUCUGGAUUCAGUACAUCCACCCAUUCUCGUACGCUUGGUCGGCGCUCAUGGAGAACGAGUUCAUGCGCGUGAACCUGGCUUGCGAUGGCGAUUACGUCGUUCCGAGGAACGGCAAUGGGGUCACGAAGUACCCUGACUCCUUGAGCGCGAACCAGGCUUGCACGCUGUACGGCUCGUCGGGUGGUGAGGCGAUCGUCAGUGGCAAAGAUUAUAUUAGCGCUGGCUACUUCCUGUCCCCGGCUGACUUGUGGAGGCGCAAUUUCCUGGUCCUCGUCGGGUUCGCCUUGCUCUUCAUCGGUCUGCAGGUCGUUAUCAUGGACUACUUCCCGUCUUUCGAUGUUCCAUCCGCGGUCGCGAUCUUCGCCAAGCCGGGCAAGGAAGAGAAGAAGCUCAACACGGUGCUUCAGGACAAGAAGGACGAGCUUAUCUCCAAGACCGAAAGCAUUCGCUCGGUCUCUGACCCGAGAGAAACAUACCGCAAGACUUUCACGUGGGAGAAUGUCAACUACACGGUCCCUGUCCCCGGUGGCACGCGCCGCAUUCUGCACGACGUCUCUGGCUUCGUCAAGCCCGGCACGCUCACAGCGCUCAUGGGCUCUAGCGGUGCAGGCAAGACGACGUGUCUCGAUGUACUCGCUCAGCGUAAGAACAUCGGCGUCAUCACCGGUGAUAUCCUCGUCGACGGUCGCCCCCUCGCCCACGACUUCGCCCGCAAGACCGCGUAUGCUGAACAGAUGGACGUGCACGAGCCAAUGACGACGGUCCGCGAGGCCCUGCGCUUCUCCGCGUACCUCCGGCAGCCCGCAAAUGUGCCCAUUGAGGAGAAGAACGCAUACGUCGAGGAGAUCAUCGAGUUGCUGGAGCUGCAUGAUCUGACGGAGGCGCUGGUGAUGAGCCUGAGCGUCGAGGCGCGCAAGCGCUUGACGAUCGGUGUUGAGCUGGCGUCGAAGCCGGAGCUGCUCCUUUUCCUGGACGAGCCGACGUCUGGUCUGGACGCUCAGUCUGCGUGGAACUUGGUGCGCUUCCUGCGCAAGCUCGCGGACCAGGGUCAGGCUAUUUUGUGCACGAUUCACCAGCCGUCCUCCCUCCUCUUUGAGAGCUUCGACCGCCUGCUUCUUCUCGAGCGCGGUGGCGAGACCGUCUACUUCGGUGACAUCGGCGCUGACUCGCACAUCCUCCGCGACUACUUCGCUCGUUAUGGCGCCGUCUGCCCGCAGAACGUCAACCCGGCCGAGUACAUGCUCGAGGCUAUCGGUGCCGGCAUCGCUCCCCGUGUCGGCGAUCGCGACUGGAAGGACAUUUGGCUGGAGUCGCCCGAGUACCGUUCGGUGCGCAAGGAGAUCGACGAUAUUAAGGAGCGUGGUCUUGCUCGUCCGGACGAUACCGACAAAAAGGCUUCGACGUAUGCCACCUCGUUCUUCUACCAGCUCAAGGUCGUCUUCAAGCGGAAUAACCUGGCCAUCUGGCGCUCGGCGGAUUACAUUUUGUCGCGGUUGUUCACGUGCAUCGCGAUCUCGCUCAUGAUCACCCUCGGUUUCAUCAACUUGGGCAUCAGCGUGCGCGACAUGCAGUACCGCGUCUUCUCUAUCUACUGGGUCAUCAUCAUCCCGGCGUUCGUCAUGUCGCAAAUCGAGCCCCUGUUCAUCUUCAACCGUCGCACCUUCGUCCGCGAGUCGUCCGCGCGCAUCUACUCGCCAUACGUUUUUGCGAUAGGCCAGUUGCUGGGCGAGAUCCCGUACUCAAUCGCCUGCGGUAUCGUCUACUGGCUGCUCAUGGUUUACCCUCAAAACUUCGGCCAGGGCGCCGCUGGACUUGAUGGCACGGGCUUCCAGCUCCUUGUCGUCAUGUUUAUGAUGCUCUUCGGAGUGUCCCUCGGCCAGUUCAUCGCGUCGAUCUCGCCCAAUGUCGGUGUCGCGGUCCUCUUCAACCCCUGGUUGAACUUGGUGAUGGGCACCUUCUGCGGUGUGACGAUUCCGUAUCCGGCCAUGAUCACCUUCUGGAAGGUAUGGCUGUACGAGCUCAACCCCUUCACGCGCACGAUUGCCGCCAUGGUGUCUACUGAACUCCACGGUUUGCCGGUGGUGUGCAAGGAGGAAGAGUUCUCGGUCUUCACCCCGCCCACUGGACAGUCCUGCGAUCAAUGGGCAGGCGACUUCGUGUCCGCAUUCGGUGGCUACCUGGACAACCCGAAUGCGACGAGCGACUGUCGGUACUGCCAGUAUAAGGUCGGCGACGAGUACUUCGAGCCCUUGCACAUGUCGUACGAGCACCGAUGGCGAGACGCGUGCAUCUUGCUCGCGUUCUUCGGCUUCAAUGCCAUCAUGACGAUUAUUGCUUCACGCUAUCUGCGGUUCGCGAAGCGAUAGUUCCGGACGGAUGUUUCUCAUGUUUGCAUGACUCUCCGAUGCUUAUUUAUUGGCUACCCUAUCAUCAUUCCAGUCCAGUACGCAAUGAAGUAAUAUAGCACAUCCGACCCGUACCUAUAUAUUCGUGACGACACUUUCAUAUCACUUGCUUGCAAU
Messenger RNA from Schizophyllum commune H4-8, 4515 nucleotides. RefSeq lists its product as uncharacterized. Bases 1 to 4359 code for a protein of 1452 amino acids. Gene Ontology annotation, molecular function: ABC-type transporter activity; ATP hydrolysis activity; ATP binding. Gene Ontology annotation, biological process: transmembrane transport. The transcript is spliced from 15 exons. Gene Ontology annotation, cellular component: membrane. NCBI's taxonomy places the organism in Eukaryota, Fungi, Basidiomycota, Agaricomycetes, Agaricales, Schizophyllaceae. The record is from RefSeq and is a predicted model, not a curated record.